UUCUCCGGAUACAUCGGGCCGAAAAUACGCUCGGCGGGCUUCCUCGUUCCGCAGCCCUUCCCGGACCGGGCGGGCAGGGUCCCAGGGUGGCCGAGGCGCGGACGCGGGCGCCGGGCAUCCUCGCUUCCCAGUCGGCGGCACCCGGGACCCCAGUCGUGCGGCGCGGGCCCGGGGAAGGGGGGAGUCCCCGGCCCCGAGGCCGUCGACGCUCCUGCAGCCCCGUCUGCUAGGCCCCGCACGGCAAUGUGGACACCCGCCCCGCCGAGGUGAGAUCACUGGACAAUGCCACCUGCUUUGUGGACAGUGUGGGUCUUGGGGUCUGUAAUCAGCCUCCCCAAGGAAGGAGCCUCUGAUCAGGCUUCUUCUCUGUCUUGUGACCCCACUGGUGUCUGCGAUGGCCGCUCCAGAUCUUUAAACUCCAUCCCCUCAGGGCUCACGGCAGCUGUGAAAAGCCUUGACCUGUCCAGCAAUGAGAUCACCUAUGUCAGCAACAGCGACCUGCGGAGGUGUGUGAACCUCAGGACUCUGAGGCUGGGGGCCAAUGAAAUUCACACGGUGGAGGAAGAUUCUUUUUUUUCGCUGAGGAGUCUUGAAUAUCUGGACUUAUCCUAUAAUCGUUUAUCUUACUUCUCAUCCUCCUGGUUCAGAUCCCUUUCUGCCUUGAAAUUCUUAAACUUACUGGGAAAUUUAUACAAAACACUCGGGGAAAGAUCUCUUUUUUCUCAUCUCCCAAAUCUGCGAAUCCUGAAAGUAGGAAAUAGUAACAGCUUCACUGAGAUUCAGGAAAAGGAUUUCGCUGGGCUAACUCUUCUUGAGAAACUUGAGAUUAAUGUUCCAAAUCUGCAGACAUAUGCGCCAAAGAGUUUAAAGUCAAUCCAGAACAUCAGCCAUCUGAUUCUUCAUCUGAAGCAGCCUGUUUUACUGUUGGAGAUUUUUGUAGAUAUUUUAAGUUCCUUAGAACAUUUAGAACUGAGAGAUACUGAUUUGAACACUUUUCAUUUUUCAGAAGUAUCCAUCAAUGAAACGAAUACAUCGAUUAAAAAGUUUACAUUUAGAAAUGUGCAAAUCACUGACGAAAGUUUUCCUGAAGUUGUGAAACUGUUUAAUUAUGUUUCUGGAGGCUUAGAAGUAGAGUUUGAUGACUGUACCCAUGAUGGAGUUGGUGAUUUUAGGACAUUGACUCUGGAGACAAUUAAACACCUAGGUGACGUGGAGACAUUAACAAUACGGAAGUUGCAUAUUCCACAGUUUUUCUUAUUUCAUGAUCUGAGUAAUAUAUAUUCACUCACAGGAAAAGUUAAAAGAAUCACAAUAGAAAACAGUAAGGUUUUUCUGGUUCCUUGUUUACUUUCACAACAUUUAAAAUCAUUAGAAUAUUUGGAUCUCAGUGAAAACUUAAUGUCUGAAGAAACCUUGAAAAACUCCGCCUGUGAGCAUGCCUGGCCCUUACUAAAAACCUUAGUUUUAAGGCAGAAUCGUUUGAAAUCAUUAGAAAAAACUGGAGAAAUUUUGCUUACUCUGAAAAACCUGACUAACCUUGAUAUCAGUAAGAAUAAUUUUCAUUCAAUGCCUGAAACUUGUCAGUGGCCAGGAAAAAUGAAAUACUUGAACUUAUCCAGCACAAGAAUACAAAGUUUAACCCGUUGCAUUCCCCAGACACUGGAAAUUUUAGAUAUUAGCAAUAACGAUCUCGAUUCAUUUUCUUUGAUUUUGCCAAAACUCAAAGAACUUUAUAUUUCCAGAAAUAAGUUGAAGACUCUACCAGAUGCCUCCUUUUUACCUGUAUUAUUAGUUAUGAGAAUCAGCAGAAAUAUAAUAAAUACUUUCUCUAAGGAGCAACUUGAUUCUUUUCAAAAACUGAAGACUUUGGAAGCUGGUGGCAACAGCUUCAUUUGCUCCUGUGACUUCCUGUCUUUCACACAGGGGCAGCAGUCCCUGGCCCAGGUCCUGAUCGACUGGCCAGAAGAAUACCUGUGUGACUCUCCAUCCCCCGUGCGGGGCCAGCGGGUUCGGGACACCCGGCUCUCGCCUUCUGAAUGCCACAGGGCAGCCGUGGUGUCUGCCGUGUGCUGUGCCCUUUUCCUGUCGCUCCUGCCCGUGGGAUUUCUGUGCCACCGUUUCCACGGACUGUGGUACAUGAAGAUGAUGUGGGCCUGGCUCCAGGCCAAGAGGAAGCCCAGGAAGGCCCCCCGCAGGGACAUCUGCUAUGACGCCUUUGUGUCCUACAGUGAACGGGAUUCCUACUGGGUGGAGAACCUCAUGGUCCAGGAGCUGGAGCACUUCAGACCUCCCUUUAAGUUGUGUCUUCACAAACGGGACUUCAUUCCUGGCAAGUGGAUUAUCGACAAUAUCAUUGACUCCAUUGAAAAGAGCCACAAAACCAUCUUUGUGCUUUCUGAGAACUUUGUGAAGAGUGAGUGGUGCAAGUACGAGCUGGACUUCUCCCAUUUUCGUCUCUUUGAUGAGAACGACGAUGCUGCCAUUCUCAUUCUGCUGGAGCCCAUUGAGAAAAAGGCCAUCCCCCAGCGUUUUUGUAAGCUGCGGAAGAUCAUGAACACCAAGACCUACUUGGAGUGGCCCGCUGAUGAGACGCAGCAGGAAGGGUUUUGGUUAAAUUUGAGAGCUGCAAUAAAGUCCUAGGAUCCUUCAUUAAGGGUCAGUCUUGGUCUGGUGGUGGUCUUUCUAUCACUAGUUAUAACGCUAAGUCCAUUCUGACCCAAUUAUAUGUAAACUAUAUGAAUGAGGACUUGCUGACUGAAACAACUAAAACUGUUCAAAAACUGCUACCAGAUUGGAAAAACAUGGUUCUGGGCUUUUCAUUAUCCUAUGAGAUAAUCAUGAUCUCACUGCAUUAUUGAUAUCUGAAUUACCUGUACCAAAUGACUUAGUUCAUUAGGAAACAGCAGAAAUGAGCAGAAGAUUUCAAAUUACUGUGUCCGUCAGCUUUCUGCCAGGAGACUCAUGCAUGUCUGUAGAGGUCGUUCUCCAUCCCCCCAGCUGUCCCUUCUGUGCCUGACUGCUCUCAAGAGCAGCAAGGCAAAAUGUUAUUGCUGUUCUUAGAAAAAAAGUGCUGUGUGUCCUCAUUAAGCUUCACAGGAUACAAAAACCCCUAGAAGGUAUAUUUUCAUAUGAACUGGAUCUGUCUUUCUUGGUAUUUGAUAAGUUUCUCCAGCCAUAGUUACUUGAGAGAGGGUAUAUAACCCAAGAUGCAGUAAAUUAUGUAUUUCUAUGAAAAUGAAACUAAUGAAAUAAAUACUCAGUUUUGAAGGA
Molecule: messenger RNA, 3270 nt
Organism: Delphinapterus leucas (beluga whale)
Lineage: Eukaryota; Metazoa; Chordata; Mammalia; Artiodactyla; Monodontidae
Gene: TLR2
Product: toll like receptor 2
Biological process (GO): immune response; inflammatory response; toll-like receptor signaling pathway
Cellular component (GO): plasma membrane; signaling receptor complex
Molecular function (GO): transmembrane signaling receptor activity; protein binding; triacyl lipopeptide binding
Source: RefSeq, a predicted model, not a curated record